Messenger RNA from Schistocerca piceifrons (Central American locust), 1770 nucleotides. RefSeq lists its product as uncharacterized. The transcript has 3 exons. The record is from RefSeq and is a predicted model, not a curated record. Gene Ontology annotation, molecular function: protein binding. Bases 597 to 1646 code for a protein of 349 amino acids. Lineage: Eukaryota; Metazoa; Arthropoda; Insecta; Orthoptera; Acrididae.
GAAUCUACAGAGUACAGAGCAAAGAAGGGAAUUCACAGCAGUCUGCUUGCACAAUGAGACAACGUGUGAACACGAGAACGCCUAAGUAUACAUGCGUUCUUUUCACAAAUUUUGUGCACGUCCUUUCAUUUUCGUGGGUCUGCGAUUGCGCACGGCGAAAGAGGCUUCGUGUGGACAUACCUCUACGUCGAUAUAAUCUCAACUGUGUGAUAUUUGUAUGAGAACCGUUUUGAAAUUUGUUGUAGUAGUGAUUGGUAAACAUUCAUGUUAUUGCUUUUGCGUCUCAAUCAAGUUUCUCAUCCGUCGUAAUAAUAAUCCACAGUACUCGUGAAUAGUGCAUCUGCAAAAAGUAAAAGCGAGAGGCAAUCACGAAAGGAUUCAGUGUACUGUCAAAGCAUUGUUCCUGUGCUUUCUGUCAAACGCUCAGGUUGAAGCAACAGCGACAUUUGUGUUCAUGGCGCUGCUUUGAUCAUCCGAAAGUAGGUUUUUUCGCACUUAGCACACGAGGGGCGUAUGGGCUAUUAAAACUAAGUAUGUGUCACUGCAGCUGAAUGUCGUGACUGGGUAGAAAACUAAUGCACACAAGAAGGUAAGGAAUGGGAAAUAUACAAAGCGGCCGGUUAGUGUGGGAUUCUUUGUUGUGUUCAAAGGUGUGCCCUGAUACAAUGCUGCUUCAGGACUUCCCUGAUGAAAUACUGCUUGAAAUUUUCUCACGACUUCCAGUUAAAGAUAUAGCUACAUGUGCUCUUUAUGUUUGUAAACGCUGGAAAGCCGUGUGUAGGAGUUCAGCCCUCUGGAAAGGGCGAGAAUAUCGGUUAACAGACAAAAAAAGGAAAUGUGAGAUUGUGGAAGUAGCCAAACUUAUUCCACACCUGACAACACUUUUUGUAGGGACAGGUACAAAAUUCUGUGUUUGGUUUACUGGUUGCAAUGUGCUUCUUUCAUCAGGUGUUGAUUUUGAAAUAAUUAGGGAUUUAGUUUGGAGUUGUAAUAUUAGUAACAUAACAGUUCCAAGAGGUCUCUUCAGUCCUGAUUUGUUUCCAAAGCUGCUUGAUGAUGAUAAGAAACUCAGAUAUUUAACUGUGAAACAUGAUCCAAUGAUGUAUAACACUCCAGGUGAAACUCUACCACUUUUACUAAGACAGGGGUCACUGUCAGAGUUGAAAAUACUUCACAUACAUGGUGCCCGAAGUAUUACUGUUGACACUGUCCUUCAGUUGUGCCAGCACUGUCCCCAUCUUGAAGAACUGGCGUUACAUGAAUUAAGUCAGGCCUCAGACCAUGUGUUACAGAAUUUACAACUGUGCCCUAAACUUCGCUUACUGGAAAUCACACAGUCUAACUCACUUCGUGAUCUUUCAUUUUUAAAAUCUUGUCCAAACCUGUUGGAAUUGGAUCUUACUAUGUGCUACUCUUUACAGCCCUCCUCUUUUCAGCAUUUGCUACACCUGAAAAAGUUGAAAUGGUUUCAUAUGAGGCACUGUAGAGCAAUUGGUUUACCACUUGCUGCCAUGGCUGAAUAUCUUGUUCACUUAAAGAUUAUUGACUUGUUUUAUUCUGCUGGUUUUAGUGAAAAUGAACUGAAAAAACUACAGAUGAUAGCUCCACACAUAAUUGUGUUACAGGGGCCUUUUGACCAUAGGUAGCUUCACAUAUAAUUGUUACAAGAGUCUUUUGGUCCAAUGUUUGAAAAUACAAUUAAUUGUAUCCUUCAUAAAUGUCAGUACCUGUGCUAAUGAUCUGCUAAAAAGUUGUCAUGUAACUUGUAAA